CAGAACUUGAUGAAGGCUGGUGUGAUCAAAGAGAAAAAUAAACCAGUUUGGUUUGAUGUGAUGAAAGCUUUUCCACCUUUAGAAGAACCACUAUAUCUUAGAAAAAUUGACAAACGUCCACUGCCAAAUAUUCUUUAUCCAGAAGACAAAAUUAGAGCACAAUUUUACCAGGUAUAUGGUUCACAAGGUGCAAUUGAUCUAAAAAAUAAGACUUCAAUAGCACAAUCACUGUGUCAUAUAUUCAUACAAAAAUAUCAAGAAUUGGAAAAAAAAGAUGACGUUGAUUGUUACAGAUUAUUUAAUUUAACUGUAGAAGAACUUGCCAGGGAAGGACUUGUACUCAAAAAAAGGAGAAAAUAUUCAUUGCAAUCAAAACAAUCAGACAAAGAAAAACGAUUUCUUGAAACACAGCCUAUAAAAGACCCAAAAAUUACUGAUAUGAUAAAAAAAGCCUUACAGAUGGCAGAACAUGCAGAGAAGAAAGCAUCAAAUGAUGAAGUGAAAAUGUUUGAUACAAAUAAGAAAUCAUAGCAAAUGAAUUUUUUUUUUAUUUGUUGAUUAAAAUAGAUUAUUAAA
Saccoglossus kowalevskii is the source of this 576-nucleotide messenger RNA. RefSeq names its product small ribosomal subunit protein mS23-like. Gene Ontology annotation, biological process: translation. The record is from RefSeq and is a predicted model, not a curated record. Lineage: Eukaryota; Metazoa; Hemichordata; Enteropneusta; Harrimaniidae. Gene Ontology annotation, cellular component: mitochondrion; ribosome. Gene Ontology annotation, molecular function: structural constituent of ribosome.